Annulohypoxylon truncatum is the source of this 3080-nucleotide messenger RNA. RefSeq lists its product as uncharacterized. Bases 113 to 2800 code for a protein of 895 amino acids. Lineage: Eukaryota; Fungi; Ascomycota; Sordariomycetes; Xylariales; Hypoxylaceae. The record is from RefSeq and is a predicted model, not a curated record. The transcript has a single exon.
AGUCGACGCCUCUUUGCUGCAACUAUCCGAUCAGCUACCCGAAUUCUAUCAUCAUCGAUAUGAUGUUGAUCAGAAACGAUCGCGUGGGGUACGGAUAAGGUGCAAUUGAAAAAUGGCUCCUGGUCAGAACACCUUCACGAUCAUCCCAAACGCGCCCGGCGCCAUCAAUGGCGACUCGGACACUUCUCAGUCCCGCUCUAAUAUACGGCCCAUGACCACCAAGCAAGCCAAAAAGGCCUAUCAGAAAGCGAAUAAGGGACCGAAGUUAUCCAAAGCCGAAAAGCGACGCCAGGAACUCUUCGAACAAGAUCGUAUACGGAAAGAGUUCGAAAGGGAGAAAAACCAGGCUCGUGCGAAGGCUGCGCGGGAUAGGAAGAGGGAGAAAGAGGAGAAAGAGCGCGCAGAAAAGAAGAAGAAAGGAUUGCCGCUAGUUGAUGUCCAUCCAUCACAGGAUACAAUUGCCUGGUUUGUUCGUGGCAAGAGCAAGAAAAAACACGACAAUUCGGUAGUAAGCUUGCCCGCUGUCAGUAAACAUGACAGCGAUGAUUGCGAUGGCCGCAAUGACCGCACCUCGUCAUCCGAUGAGAAUGAGCCCGAGCCGCCUCCGAAAAGGCAAAGGACAGAGUCACCGGCACCGGCUCCGGCUCCGGCUCCGGUACCUAUGGAUGCAGAUCUAGGUGUAGAUCCAGAUCCGGAUCAUAGUCCGAGCCCUGCAGGGGUAAUCGGCGAUUCAAUGUCAGCAGCCCAAACAGCCCAGAUAGCUCAGGGUCUCGACACCGCCGGAGAGACACCUCAACUUCCGGAGGUGGACGAUUUAGUCGAAAGAUGCCCGACGCCGGACCAUCCAGACAUCGAUAUAGAUGAACCUGAAACGAUAGAGUCGCUUCCCGAUGAGCUAUUCAAUGAGUUAAUUGAUGCGACUAUUAGCUCAUCUAGAGAUGAGGCGGGUGUUCCUAAUACAGACCUCCGAAGGCCCUCAUCAAGGGAACACGAAUCCUCAAACAACAAACCAUCACCAAAGCCAUCCAAAGAUUGCAUUCGAUCACCGACCCUAGUCAAGGAUUUGCCGCUAGAACAGAAGGCAGAGGAUAGUGCAUCGCUGUCUCCUAUUCAACGUCCACUCCAAGCAUUAAGCGCAACGAAGGUCAAUUCAAGAAUAAGCAAUACGCCUAAAGAGCCUACCCCCGAUCGGGGAAAUUUGGUGAACUCGCCAGCUCAAGCACCUAGGAGAGACCAGCUGUCAGCGUCAAUAUCACGAUCUUUUCAUCACCCCAAAACCCCAAUGGGGCCACCCCCUAUUCCACCGAAAUUCAAAUCACGUAGCCCUGCACCAUCUAGAGACCUAAAGACACCAACUUUCUUAGUCAAACAGACUCACACGCCUAAACCCAAGCCCAACCCUCACGAAAGCUACGCCUAUCAGAAAACACGAGAAGAGCUUCCACCGACGAGUACGCAACUAUUCAUGCUUGGUCAUCUUGAAGACUUCUUCCCGAGUCCUUCUCAAGAAGUAAGAGAGCUCUUCGAAGAACCAAAGUCUGCUGGCAUUGGAAUAGGCAGCAGCGCAUCUAAAACGAGAACCACGUACCCGACUCGCUCAUCCCCUAGCAACAAUCGGUCUACCAAGUCGAUAUCAAAUACGUCGGAUCUCAAUCGCUUACCACCCAUUACUACAAAUAGCAAACCCAAAUCACACCCUAUCCAAGAUAAUGCUUUUUCCACUGACGCAAGUAGCUGGCUUCCGGCUCCAACUGCAAACGUUCCAUCCUCGGGAAAUUAUGAUGCGUUUGAUAUGCCUUUUUUCUCGACGCAGGAUUUUGUUCUCUCGUCACAAGACAUGAAAGACCUCGAGAAUGAAACGACGUCACCAUUGAGAUCCAAGCAGAAGAAUCAUAGUCUUCAGUCUGACAAUGCAGCUAGUAACCCUGGCCGAUGUUUGCUUAAUGUGACCCAAUUUGGUGUCAACACGUAUUCGACAACCUCUAUAUCCCUAUCGCCUAAAAAGAAUAUCAAAGAGCUAGGACUCAUCUCGAGAACGGUAUCGGCCGGAGGAAAUCAUCAACUAGCUUCUCCUUGCCCACCAGCUGGAACCGUUGGAUGUCCUAAAGGCUCGAGUCCAAUACGCAGGAACGCCACAUCGUCCAACCCCCGGAUAGAAGACGGAGUGAAGCCCCUCGAGAAAGCUGGACACGAAGUACUUCCUACGACUCAUGGACAUCAUCGAUAUAAAGCACUUGAUACGCUGCAUAUCAAGAAUGAUGCGGCACAGCCGCGUAAUUCGCCGAAGCCAUUUUUCGCCUCGAGCGGUCGGGAAGCGCACUACAAAUACGUCAUAGAGAGGAGCAAGACAGCCUCGUGGGAGGGUAUUUCAACCCGACAAACGGUCCAAGCAGGGCUACAGCGUUUCCAGAGAUCAGAGAACGAACGCUCCGACAAGAUAUUGACAGAGCGCAUCACAGGAGAUAAAGACGGACAUGUCAUCGACAAUUGCACUCCUAGUUCAGGAUCGAGACCAACAGACUCAACGCCCAGACCAAAAACCCAACCGAAGAGUCAAUCACAGCCACGAUCUAUCAAUCAGCUGUCAGGCUCGGCAGGAAAUGGUAUACAGAGCCCGAAGGCAGAAGAAGUAGUCGAAAAGCGUCCGCGCCAGAAUAAUUCUCGGAGUUCAUACGAGGAAAUGCUAGAAAUGCUAAAACAGAAAGAGACCCAAAAACAAGGGCAGCAAGCAAUGUCGGCGUCGCAAGAAACGGACUACGGAGAGGCGGGGCUAGACGAUGUGCUUUGCGAGAUGCUAUAGCAAAUAGGCUCUAUCUUGGUGAUACCAGAUGGAAGUGGUUGGGUAUUGAUGGCCCGGAGGCGAGUCUGGCAUGUGAGCCUAUUCUAUGUGAAUAGGACAUGAUAGAGCAUAGAGGGCGCUAGCCAUACUUAUAGCAUAGGAAAUCACGAAGUUUAUGAAUGAAGCUGAAUUAAGACCAAAUCCAGGAUAGUACGCUCAGGUAUCAAUGUCGAGCUAUCGCCUCGGGUCUCGUACUAGAAGUUCUGGUCCUCUGGAAAAUACAAACUUUUGCUAUCCCACC